CAUGUGUCGUGUCACCUGAUUAUCCGCGUCCGCUCUGUGGUGCUUUAUCGGAAGCUAAGCUAGCUGUCAUUUUAGCAUGAAUAAUUGAUAUUUAAUAUAUUCUCACGUUGACUGCUGCAGUAAGAUAUUAUAGCAUAGACACUGGUCCUAAAUGUAGACGCACGCGGACAGAGGAGGUACUGUCUCGUGCCCUUAACGCGUGGAAGCUGCGUUAGCUGACGUCAGGUCGCUAUUCAGUCAUGUCGAACUAGGGCUGUGUCUUCGCCAGUCAUUAUAUAUCUGUUAAAAACCAGUUUACAGGUAGUAAAAUAAGGUCAAAUAAGCUUCACUGAGCCAUGGCUUCAAUUCUAGACGAGUACGAGGACUCUCAGAACACCAGGCAGAGUGCUCAGCAGCACAGCCGCCUGUCAACAGCCAACAUCGGGAUAGCACAUUCAGGCUUUGUGAAUGUGAGACUCGAGGAAGAGAAACCGAUAUUCAACAAGCAAAGGAUCGAUUUUACUCCACCCGAGAAGAUCAACCACCUCUCAGUCUGCAACAAUCAGCUAUGCAUGAGUCUGGGGAAGGACACCCUGCUGAGGAUUGAUUUGGCCAAACCAGAUCAGCCCAAUCAGAUUGAAUUAGGAAGGAAAGAUGAAAGUAAAGUGCACAGACUGUUCCUGGACCCCACCGGCUCCCAUCUGCUGAUCUGCCUGAGCACCAGUGAGUGUUUGUACCUCAACAGAAACACGCAAAAGGUGCGCAGUCUGUCCCGCUGGAGAGGCCACCUCAUCGAGAGCAUCGGCUGGAACAAGCUGCUGGGCAAUGAGACCAACACGGGACCCAUCCUGGUUGGCACCAGUCAAGGCAUCAUCUUUGAGGCUGAGAUCUCUGCAACUGAAGGCAGCCUGUUCAACAACAAUCCCGAUCAGUACUUCAGACAGGUCCACUCCCUGGAGGAGGACGGGAGGCCUGCACCAGUCUGCUGCCUGGAGGUGGAGCGAGGCCUGGAGAACAAGUACUUCAUCAUCGCCACCACCCGCAAACGCCUGUUCCAGUUUGUGGGUAAGGUGGCCGAGGGGUCGGAGCAGCAGGGUUUCAGCUCCAUCUUCAGCCAGAACCAGGACCUGCUGCCCAGUUUCCAGGAGUUCCCAGCUAACAUGGGCUACAGCGAGAUCACCUUCUACACCUCGAAGCUCCGGACCUCCCCUAAGGCGUUCGCCUGGAUGAUGGGUAAUGGAGUUCUUUAUGGUCAGCUGGACUAUGUCAGGCCUGACUCCCUGCUGAGUGAUGUGCAGGUAUGGGAGUACACCCCUGACAUUGACAUCAGUCUCAACAAGCCCAUCUCCAUUGUGCUGACACAGUUUCACUUCCUGCUGCUGCUCCAUGACCGAGUCAAGGCCAUCUGCACUCUGAAUGGACAGGUGGUUUAUGAGGACGUGUUCCCAGACAAAUUCGGGACCCUUAAGAAGAUGAUCAAGGACCCAGUCGGGGGCUUGGUGUGGAUCUACUCUGAACGGGCAGUUUUCCGGUACCACAUCCAGCGUGAGUCCAGGGACGUCUGGCAGAUGUACAUGAGCAUGACAAAAUUCGACCUGGCCAAAGAGUACUGCCGGGACCGUCCCGAGUGCAUGGACAUGGUGCUGGCUAAGGAGGCUGAGCACUGCUUCCAGAACAAGCGGUACAUUGAGAGUGCCAAGUGCUAUGCGCUGACACAAAACUACUUUGAAGAGAUAGCGCUCAAGUUCAUCGAAGCCAAACAAGAAGAAGCCCUGAAGGAGUUCUUACUGAAGAAACUGAAUAAUUUGAAACCGAGCGAGAGAACACAGAUCACCUUGCUGGUCACGUGGCUCGCCGAGCUCUACCUGAACCGGCUCGGCCAGCUGGAGAGCGACGGGAACACCAUCAUCUUCGAGGAGACCCGCGACGAGUUCCGCCAAUUCCUCAACAGCUCCAAACACAAGGAGUGCCUGUUCAACAACCGCAGCACCAUCUACGACCUGCUGGCCAGCCACGGCAACGUGGACGACAUGGUUUACUUCUCCGUCGUCAUGCAGGACUACGAGAGAGUGAUAUCCCACUACUGCCAACAUGACGACUACAGCGCCGCUCUGGAUGUUCUCUCCAAGCACUGUGAUCAAAAGCUGUUUUACAAGUUCUCCCCAGUCCUCAUGCAGCAUAUUCCCAAAAAAGUUGUGGACGCGUGGAUUCAGAUGGGCAAGCGGCUGGACCCAAAGAAGCUCAUCCCAGCUCUGAUGAACUACAGCCAGAUGGGCAGCACCCAGCAGAUCAGUGAAACCAUCCGCUACAUGGAGUUCUGUGUGUACGAGCUGACCGUGACAGAGGAGGCCAUCCAUAACUACCUGCUGUCACUAUAUGCCAAAUACAAGCCGGACUCCCUGCUGUGGUACCUGGAGCAGGCGGGUACACACUCAUCAGAGAUCCACUAUGACCUAAAGUACGCCCUCAGGCUGUGUGCAGAAAACGGCUACCUCCGGGCCUGUGUCCUGGUUUACAGGAUAAUGGAGCUGUAUGAGGAGGCAGUGGAUCUUGCUUUACAAGUAGAUGUAGACUUAGCCAAGUCCUGUGCAGACCUGCCUGAAGACGACGAGGAGCUGAGGAAGAAGCUUUGGCUGAAGAUCGCCCGGCAUGUGGUUCAGGAAGAGAAAGAUGUGAAGAAAGCCAUGAACUGUCUGUCCAGCUGCAACCUGCUUAAGAUUGAAGACAUCCUGCCCUUCUUCCCAGACUUUGUCACUAUUGACCAUUUUAAGGAAGCCAUCUGCAGCUCCCUGGAGGAGUACAACCAGCACAUCGAGGAGCUGAAGCAGGAAAUGGAGGAGGCCACAGAGAGCGCUAAACGCAUCAGAGAAGACAUCCAGGAAAUGAGAAACAAAUAUGGCGUAGUGGACUCCCAAGAAAAAUGUGCUGCUUGUGACUUCCCAUUGCUAAACAGGCCCUUCUAUCUGUUCCUCUGUGGACACAUGUUCCACUAUGACUGCCUGCUCCAGGAAGUGACUCCUCACCUGACGGCUUAUAAGCAGACCCGCCUGGAAGAUCUGCAGAAAAAGCUGGCUGCAACCGCGCAAUCCUCAAAGUCACGCCAACGCCCAGUGGCCAAGGACGAAGGAGACACUGCCAGUCUGGGAAAGGGCAAUGCAGGCACAAGCCGUGAACAGAUCAAAUCAGACAUAGAUGACAUCAUCGCAUCUGAAUGCGUGUACUGCGGCGAACUGAUGAUAAAAUCCAUCGACAAGCCUUUCAUUGACCCACAGAAAUUUGAGGAGGAGAAAUCCAGCUGGCUAUGAAUGAGGCCUCCUCUCCUCUCAAUGUGAAAGGACAUGACAGCCUAUCAUCUUGUAUGUCAGUGAAACUGCACCAUCCGUAGGAUCGACCCAUUCAGUGGAUACAGACUUUCACCUGAUUGCCUGUUGGUAGUGCCUACUGUUGAAAACUGUAUCAGCCUCAGUUGUUCUCUGCAUAAUAUUUUGUUGGCAGUAUUUGAAGCUGAUUUAAAGGCCUUUGCACUUUGUAUGGGACUACUAGUAAAAGAUAGACAUUGUGGCCAAUGAUACAAGAUGAUGUGGUGAUGUAAAAUAUUGCCAGGGCUGUACAAUAUAUACAAUGUGCCUGAAAGUCUGAUUAUGGCAGAAAAGAAUUAGGAAGCUAAAAUCAGAAAUAGCUGCACUAUACAUCUUAUUAACUGCAUUAGGUUACGCACUUGUUUUGUCUAUUUGAAACAUAACCUGCACUUAGAUCGUACCUAUGUCUCAUUAGCUCAGUUCAGCCACUCCACUCUACAUCGCUGUGUUCAUCUUACAGUUAACAUGGAGCAGAUUACCAAACUGUUAUUCAUGUAUUCACUGUUUUGUAAAUUAAUUGUGGUACAUUAAAAGCUUGUCAGCAUGGAUGGACUCAUUGUUCUGGUUUCAAUGUAAUAAAUAUUAAACAUGAUUUUAACUAUC
This is a messenger RNA of Centropristis striata (black sea bass), 3941 nucleotides long. It is a transcript of the gene vps18, whose product is annotated as VPS18 core subunit of CORVET and HOPS complexes. Gene Ontology annotation, cellular component: HOPS complex; endosome. Bases 336 to 3284 code for a protein of 982 amino acids. Gene Ontology annotation, biological process: lysosome organization; organelle fusion; endosome organization. Gene Ontology annotation, molecular function: protein-macromolecule adaptor activity. The record is from RefSeq and is a predicted model, not a curated record. The transcript is spliced from 9 exons. Lineage: Eukaryota; Metazoa; Chordata; Actinopteri; Perciformes; Serranidae.